Molecule: messenger RNA, 1590 nt
Organism: Periconia digitata
Lineage: Eukaryota; Fungi; Ascomycota; Dothideomycetes; Pleosporales; Periconiaceae
Source: the annotation of a GenBank genome assembly
CAGUAUCCCACUCCUUGUUCCAUACAAAAGCCACUGAACAUGUCUGAGGCUCCUUCAUCUACCAAGAAAGAGCUGGGGAAUCCACUCAUGACCGUACCAACAUAUCAAGAGGGUGUUGCAGCAGAGGUACAAAUAGGGUACGAUGCACAGUUACGACCCAACAGGUCUUUGCUGGCUGUGGUUGGUAUGGCUUUGGCCAUCGCUGCAAUUCCUUAUGGAAUGGGCGGACCAUUGAUGAGUGCAAUCUACGGGGGUGGCCAGCUUUCCCUUUUUCUAGGUCUCAUCGUGGUUCUAAUCCUUGACGGCUGCGUCGCGAUUUCGCUCGCAGAACUUUCCUCCCGGUUCCCAUCCUCAUCAGGAUUGUAUUACUGGACGCAUCAGUUGGUCGAAUCGGACACGUGGAAGAACUUUCUCUCCUUUACAACGGGAUGGUGCUGGUUUAUAGGCAACUGGACGAUUGCGCUUUCCGUAAACUUUGGAUUCGCUUCCCUCAUUGCCGGUACCAUUGCCAUCUACCAUCCCGAGUGGGAAGCUGAAGACUGGCAAUUGCUUCUUGUAUUCUUCGCUCUUUGCAUAACUGUCUUCCUUAUCUGCAGUUUCGGAGACAGCCUGCUCCCUUUUGUUGACAUGUUCGCGGCGGUGUGGAACGUCAUCACAAUUAUAGCCAUCAUCAUCGCCUUGGCUGCGACUGCCAAAGAAGGGCGGCAUUCGGCAGGUGUUGCUUUAGGAAACUACGAAUAUAGUCUAUCCGGAUGGGAAAAAGGCUUCACCUUUUUCAUCGGCCUGCUUCCACCAUCAUACUCGUUUUCUGCCAUCGGACUGAUCACUUCCAUGACUGAGGAGUGUUUUGAUCCUACGCUGGAGAUGCCCCGGGCUCUCUCCCUCACGAUACCAUUCGGAGGCAUUGCUGCAUUGGCCUUCGUGUUACCCUUGUGCUUCACACUCCCGCCUCUCGAAGAUAUCCUCGAGGCUCCCUAUGGACAAGCCUUACCAUUCAUCCUUCACAGAGUUAUGGGGACCCAAGUCGGAUCCCUGAUUAUCAUGAUCAUGGUUUUGAUUGUCACUCUCUUCUGCUCCGUCUCUAUCACAACCGCGGCUUCGCGUUGCACGUGGGCUUUCUCUCGUGAUAAGGCAUUGCCUUUCUCGAGGUUUUGGGAAAAGACUCCAUUCCAACAGCCGCUAUACAGUCUUGUGUUGGUCACCGUCGUGGAGAUGCUGCUUGGUAUUAUCGUACUUGGGAGCUCUAGUGCUUUUACCGCUUUUGUGUCUGUUGGCGUCAUCGCUUUAUCGCUUGCCUAUCUUAUCCCUAUUGCCAUAAGUCUGUUUGGAAAGAGGAAGAUGGUUUCUCAAGCCAAAUGGACGGUUGGAAAGGUCUUGGGUUUCGGCGCAAACUCUGUGGCUGUGGUUUGGAUCACGUUCAAACUCGUCCUUUUCAGUAUGCCACAGACCAUUCCUGUCGAUGAAAUCUCGAUGAAUUAUGCGUCUGUUGUGUUGGUUGGGCUACUCACUCUAGCCGUUGGGUUUUACGUGUUUAGUGGCAGGAAAUCAUACAAAGGGCCACCUGCAGAAGUCGUUACCGUGGCGAUGUAA